Prorocentrum cordatum is the source of this 2096-nucleotide messenger RNA. The record is from the annotation of a GenBank genome assembly. NCBI's taxonomy places the organism in Eukaryota, Dinophyceae, Prorocentrales, Prorocentraceae.
AGGAUGCUCCUCGAUGGUCCUCGCCGAAGGAAAAAUGCACACGUCCGAGCGAUGCCAGGGCGUCGCCAAGAACUCUGAGGGCGCGGCAGCUCCGCCAGCGUGUGCACUGGCGCCCGCCGCGCACUCCCCCGCCUCCUGCCGAGACGGCUGUGAAGACAAGCCUCCACGAGGCUCCAAGCUGGCUGCAGACUUGAGGUGUUGCACGAAGCGGAGAGAGCUCACCUGCCUCUGACUCCACAGAGCAACAGGCCAUCAAGUGCAGAAAUGGCCGGAGAACACAAGUCGACUCAACGGAUAGUGGGUUCAAUCAACGGUGAAACCAACGGCUCAAGCAUGCAGUCGGAUCGCUUGGAUGCCUUGGACGCUUCCAUUUCCCAGUCGGUCCACAAAAACACUCGACAGCCAAAAGCGAGUGCCAUGCCCCCCAAGCCGACAGCGAGGCCAACCCAAAGGCCGAAAAUGCCCAAGCCCAAGCUGAAGCAAGUCCAAUACCCGAUCGGCAGUGCCACCACCCAGAAAGCAAAGAAGAUAGAUUUUGCCAAGAAUGCUUGCUGGCCCAUUGCACGCAAGACACCGCCACUGACGCCCUGAAAGCCAUCAAGCAGUUGAAAGCAUGCAGCCACAGGUGCAACUGUGGCCACCAAUGCAAUAACUUCCUCGUUUGGGCUGAAAAUGCUGCCCAAAGAAUGCCUCAGUCCGUAAAGCCCAAACGCAGAGAUGAGCAUGAAGGUUGUACCUACUCCGAUACACAACUGAGCAGAGAGCUUUGCUGUGGCACUGUCACCUCUACCCAGAAGGUUCCCGAUGCGGAUGGUUGCGGCAAUAGAAACGCCCAGCGGAACUGACAAAUCCGAUAUAUGAAAGCAAUGAUCUGUAGAAGGAUGUUGUGCGCGUCGAUGGCAGUUGUGCCGAGGGCUCCAGCUGCAAGAACUGUAAUUUCGAAAGCCAUGGCCUCGAGCCCAGUCAUGAACGCGCCAGAGGAUGACAGCUUGAGGAAAGUUGAGAGCGGCCCCCGAGACCAGAGCUUCCAUUUCAAUGAUUCCGCGUCUACGCGGCGCCACUCUGGAGAGCUUCGAAAAAAAGCCACGACCAUAACUGCGAAGAGCAGAAUGCGAGCCAUGGUCAAUAUCCAGGCGAGGCCCGUGAGCUGGCCGACGCUGACUGCCCAAGCCGUUGCACCAACAUUGACAACACUGCACACAAUCCUCCUCAAUGUGCCUAGUGCAGGGGCCAUAAGAUUCAUGGACUGCUGGUACUUCUGCAAGCAUGUGAACCAGAUGAAGAACGGCGUGCCAGGCAGAAGGCGCAUCAGAUACGUCACAGCGGGCUCGACCAUGUCUUCCCUGAAGUUGCAGAACCUGAAGAUGGGGCCAGCCGAAGCUAGCAAUCCACACAGUGGAAGUGAGGCAGCUGAAAAUACAAUAAGUGAACGGAUCAGCCAUUGCUGGCACUCCACAAUGUCCGAUCUACCAUAGGCCUGAGAGACUAGCGUAUCGAUGGAUGUAGCUGCGCCGAUUACAAAAUAUGACACAAUAUUGAAAUAAGAGUUUGCCAGUGCCACUGCAGCUAAAGUAUCCUUCCCCAAUCUGCCCGCCCCAAGCAUGUUAAUGAACUGGAAGCUAAACGUCAACAAUGAACAAGUGCAAACCGGCCAAGACAAUUUGAAUAGUGCCAAGACUUCUCUGCGUGCUGGAGUAUCGUGGCCAAUGCUACGAUGUGUCCACAUAAGUUGGGUCAUGGUAUGAUGUCUCAACAGUGUCUCCCAGAGACAGCACGGCCGCAAGGAAUAUUGGGUACAAAGCUAUUGAGGCAAAACGCUGUCAAUCAAAGGCACUUGAACCAAAUGGCGAGAAACGCUGCCUAGAGCUUCAGAACCAAAGAAUUGUGAGCUGACGCAUAUAAGCGGGUCCGAAAGCAACAUUUGAUGCCUUGGCCCGUUCGUCUAAGGCUUCGUUCCGUCUUUGACCCGUUGGAUAAUUAGGAAAUGUUGGGUGUACGUCCUCCGUUUCACAAGGGUCUCUUGGCCCGCUUGUCAUAAACAUCUGCUGUCACAGUGGAGCCUGCAGUCUUCUGACCCAAACAACACAAUCGCUGGC